AGCACAUUCCUUUAUUCUUAGUGUCUUUCGUCUCUAAAUUGCCUCUUAUCUUAGCACACAAGUUUCGCUCUUAUUGUGUCAUUCUUCGCCCCAAAACGCGCAAACUCUCCGAGAAAAGUUCUUCGAUUGUUUACUUGUCUAGGUGUGGAAUUCCACUACUUACUAAUAUGCUUCAUCUCUGACCUAUUUUUGUGAUAAUUCAUUCCCGAUAUUCAUAUCUCAGCUUGAUCUCGCACUCUCCUUCUAUGUGAAUCAAAACCCAUACUCCAUUUUCGUCAUCAGAUGCUAAGUUAAAGUCCGAUUCGUCUCCUUUACUCAAAAAAAUCAUCGAUCAUCUCUUCUUGAUGAUUAAUUUCCGAUCAUCCUUCCAAUCUCCCGUUAAAAUCACAUACCUUAACCCCUUCUUCUAUUCAAUUUCUUCUACUUUCUCCUAUUCAGAUACUUUCUUCAUACGCUGUUUCAAUUGUCUCCGAUUCCGCUUGAAAAUUUGAGCUUGAUCGAAGGUAAGUAAACCCUAGAACUUAAUUUCAUCUGGGUAGCUGGAAAUGGCUGAUCGAUUUAGGUCUGUUACAAUUGAGGACCUCCCCUCGCAUUUAAUACUAGAGAUCCUUACUUCCGGCGGCUUGGCCGCAGCUGAUUUGGCUUGUUUGGAGAUUACUUCUAGAACAUUCGGUGGAAGUCGUGACCUUCACCCAUUAAAGUUCCGAUCCUUGGUUGAUUUUGCUGCGUUUCAGUUAUGUCUAUCUCAUCCAAUAUACUCCUCUUUGAACGAAGCUGCCAAAGGAAAGCUUUUCAUUCGGUGCCAAAGCAACUGGAAGCAAGCAUUGAGGUUCUUGCAAUCGGUUGAACAAUCCUCAGAUAUUGUUCAGACUUCAUCAGGCAAUAUGCAGGUGAGGACAGGAAAAUAUCAUUCAUUGUUGAUUAAGGAUUCGUCGGUUUACUCCUGUGGUUCUAGUUUCUGUGGUGUUCUUGGACAUGGCCCUUUAACGACACAAUGUGUUUCGUUUACUCGAAUUAGUUUCCCUUCUGCUGUUGAUAUUGUCCAUGUCUCGGCCUCCCACAAUCAUGUUGCGUUUCUUGCGCAAUCAGGAGAGGUUUUUACAUGUGGAGAUAGUUCCUCGUUUUGCUGUGGGCACAGCGAUACAGGGCGUCCGAUCUUUAAACCGAGGCUUGUUGAAGCAUUGAAGGAUAUCCCUUGCAAGCAGGUUGCAGCUGGUCUUAGUUUCACAGUGUUUCUGACAAGAGAGGGGAGAGUAUAUACUUGUGGUUCAAACGCACACGGUCAGCUUGGUCAUGGUGAUACAGUUGAUAGACCGACACCUACGCUUGUAGAAUCACUCGAGCUUGCUGGUUCUGUAGUUCAGGUUUCAGCUGGUCCAAGUUAUACAUUGGCUGUAACUAGUGAUGGCAGCUUGUAUUCUUUCGGAUCGGGGACAAAUUUCUGUUUAGGUCAUGGAGAGCAGCAGAAUGAACAAGGACCUCGCCCUGUUGAGUUCUUUAGAAGAAAUGGUAUUCAUGUUGUUAGAGUCUCUGCUGGAGAUGAGCAUGUUGUCGCUCUUGAUUCUAAUGGAUUGGUUUAUACAUGGGGGAAAGGUUACUGUGGUGCAUUGGGUUAUGGAGAUGAAAUCGAUAAAACUACGCCACAAUUCCUCAGCUGCCUGAAGAGUCAAGUUGCUAUACAGGUAUGCGCCAGCAAGAGGAAAACAUUUGUUUUGGUGAAUGACGGUUCUCUUUAUGGAUUUGGUUGGAUGGGUUUUGGUAGCCUUGGAUUUCCAGACAGAGGACCAUCGAACAAGAUUACUAAACCUUUGGUUCUGAAUAGCUUAAAGUCCCACCGCAUUUCUCAAGUUAGCACAGGCCUGUACCAUACUGUCGUAUUGACCAGCCAUGGGCGAGUUCUUGGAUUUGGAGAUAACGAAAGGGCACAGCUCGGACAUGAUUCCAUGCGAGGAUGCCUUCAGCCAACUGAAAUUUGUAUCCCCGAAUAAUAGAAAAUUAAAGAAAAUCCAUUAUUAUCUUUAUUAUUGAUAACUUAAUAAGCCAAAUUGUAUCUUGAAUUGUUUUUAGGCUUUAUAUUGUUAUGUGGUUAUGAUUUAUGUUGCUGGAAUUUCAUUUGCCUUUGUGUGAGUGAUUUGUUUUUAAAAAAUUGAACUGUUUCCAAAAUAUGUACCCUAUUUGUGUUAGAUAUUGACUUGUAUACACUGAAAAAUUAGGGUUUAUUAAUAAUGGAUUGUGGUAUGAGUGUAAUUUCA
This is a messenger RNA of Impatiens glandulifera, 2252 nucleotides long. RefSeq names its product ultraviolet-B receptor UVR8. NCBI's taxonomy places the organism in Eukaryota, Viridiplantae, Streptophyta, Magnoliopsida, Ericales, Balsaminaceae. The transcript is spliced from 6 exons. The record is from RefSeq and is a predicted model, not a curated record. The coding region runs from base 546 to 1988 and encodes 480 amino acids.